AUGGUGGAUCAAGUGGACAAGGAGGAAGCGACGAGAACAGAGCAAAACGCGAAGACAACGGCGAUUGAUGCGUCUCCAAAACUGUCAAAGAGAGCAAAACUCAUUGAAGAGAAACUGAAAACCAAGCAAUCCACAUCACUGUUUGAUACAGAUGGCGAUUUGAACAAAUGCAAUAUCAUCGAAGGAGGUCGACGAAGCAGAAUCAGAACAACUAGCAGCGACACAUCCACAUCUACAUCGUCGCCAUCGACUACACCAGUAGCAGCAGUAAGACCAAGAGGAAAACUAGGGCCGAAACCUAAAGCAAAUCCUGGUCCGAAGCCCUCUGCAGCCACAUCAGCGACACCGAAAGCUAGAUCUAAACCUGGACCCAAACCAAGAACCAAGCCAGGACCAAAGCCUGCAGCAGUAGGAGCGAAGUCAGUGAAUGCAAAACCGAGAGGAAAGCCAGGACCCAAGCCGAAACUAACGAACAAGCAGCUCACGAAACGGCUUGAGCAGCAGCAGCAGCAACUAAAGCGGAAACGCCAAGAGCCUGCUAGGAGAGUACCAACAAUGCCCUUAUACAAAAAUGCAAAGAUCAAGUUGAUGCCAAAGCCCACCUCAUCCAUCGACCAGCAAAAGAAUGACUUGAUAGCCCAAAGACUUUCUCAAAUGGAAAAACUGCAGCAGAAUCACGACAAAUCUGUCAAGGAGUUGUACCAUUUGGAGCUGUUUCAGAACAUGCUUGAUUAUAAGCCAGAUACAUUUAUCAACGACGUUCGUUACAACCAGUAUAUUGAAGAUUACGAUUUGUGGAAAUUCAUUAAAGCAAAGGAACCGUUUGUUUCCUCUACGCAAGACCCUUCAUUGACUGAUCUGCUUCAAAGCGCUAUUUAUGAAUCAAUACACACUAUACCCAAUACUCAUAAUGCACCUCACGUCAGCACCGCCAUCAGUAGCAGCAACGCCAGCAGCAGCUUAGCUUUAGCACCGAUUGUCAAUACCAUCAGCACAGGUACAGGUCUUCGCCGCCAAAACCGACAGUUUGCCACAUUGGAUGACUAUAUGAAUUCAUACAUCUCCAUUGACGAAAAUGAAGAUAUCACACCUGAGGCAUGUGAAGCUCUUGUAGAGAAGGCAAUUGUUGUGCGUCAGAAAAUUAAUUCGUUGAAAGCAAGAGGAGGUUUGUCCACACCGGAUCUCAAGGAGAUUGCCAACAGACGGCCUCAACAACACAAUGCACACAAACAUACGCCACCCUUACACCACGAGAAUUUACUGUCAGAUAUGGCUACUGUGUCUCGCAACUUUCAGCUGAAUCAGAAGUACAAGCGCAACGCUGCUCGUCGCUGUGCCAAGGCAGUUGAACGCUACUGGGACAACAUCCGCACGCAAGACGAGCGUAUCCAAAAGGAGGAAAAAAAGCGUAUUGUCAGACUGGCCAAAUGGACAUCAAACCAAGUGAAGAAGAAGUGGAAGGUCGUUGAACGUGUAUGUGAAGCCAGAUUAAAGGAAAUGUUAAAAGAGCAACAAGCUGAGGAAGGUCGUCGUCAUUUGGAACUGAUCUUGGAGCACUCUGAGCAAAUGUUGAAUGUGCGUAAUGAAGAAUUGAGACAGCAACAAAAAGCAGCAGCAGAGCACACUGAGCCAGACAACGACGACGACGCUAUGUGGCAGGGCGAAACUGAAGAGAACCAAGAAGACAUUAGAGACCACAUGAUUGAAGAGGACCAAGAAGAGAGCGAAGAUGACGAGACUGCAUUAAGAGAGCUGGAGGACGAUCAAAACUUGACUGUGGAGGAAUUAAUGGCAAAAUACCACGCAAUGCAGCAAAACGAGCAAGCGAAUUCUGAGACUGACGCCACUCAGAUUGACGAGGAAGAUGACGAUGGGGACCUGCAAAGCGAAAUUUCAUCAUCUGUUGCUGCAGCAGAAGACGCAGAAUUCUCCGAUGCAUCAGACGCAGAGGACAUUCCUAUUGAAGACGAUGGUCAGAGCGAAGAUGAUGACGAGGAGCUAAAUGCUCUGAAUGAUGACGCCAAUCUCACUGUGGAGCAGUUGAUUCAAAAGUACAACUAUAGCAUCGGAAAUGAUGCUGACGAUGAGGAAGAAGAGGAAGAUGAAUCGAGCAAGCGCCCGUUGGAUGUAGAGACUGACAGUAUAUCAGUAGAUGAGGAGCCUGCUACCAAGCGUCGAAGAUUAUCACCUACGCAAAAAGAAGAGUCCACGCUAGCUCAACUCAAUGACGAAGCAAUGUCAGCAGACGAUCAGGAUACAGACAACAAACAAGCAACCCAAUCCACGGAAGCUGCAGCAGUUACUACAAACAGCAGCAAUUUCAAUACGCCUAUUCCCUUCCUCUUGAGAGGCACAUUGCGUGAAUAUCAGCAUGUUGGCCUCGACUGGCUUGCCAGUCUAUACAAUAACGGAUUGAACGGUAUCCUCGCUGACGAAAUGGGCCUUGGUAAAACGAUUCAGACCAUUGCAUUAUUGGCGCAUUUAGCUUGCGAGAAGCAGGUGUGGGGGCCUCAUUUAGUCGUUGUGCCUACCAGUGUUAUUCUCAACUGGGAAAUGGAGUUUAAGAAAUGGCUGCCCGGGUUCAAGAUUAUGACCUACUAUGGCUCACCCAAGCAACGUAAGGAAAAGAGAAUCGGAUGGUCCAAGGACAAUGCGUUCCAUGUGUGUAUCACCUCAUAUCAACUGGUGCUCCAGGAUCAAAACAUGUUUCGUCGCAAAGCGUGGCAAUACCUUAUUCUUGACGAAGCCCACCAUAUCAAAAACUUUCGGUCUCAACGCUGGCAAGUACUGCUCAAUUUUAACUCGAGGCGUCGUCUGCUGUUGACAGGUACGCCACUGCAAAACAAUCUAAUGGAACUAUGGUCGCUCUUGUACUUUUUGAUGCCCAAUGGCGUCUCUCAGGAUAUGCCUAUCGGGUUUGCCAACCUCAAGGAAUUUCAAGAAUGGUUCUCGCAUCCCGUCGAUCGCAUGAUUGAGAGCAACAAUGCGCAACAGCAGCCAGGGAUGGAUGAGGAAUCACGCGCAGCUAUUCAAAAGCUUCAUACUGUGCUUCGCCCUUACUUAUUACGUCGUCUCAAGGCCGAUGUUGAGAAGCAAAUGCCAGAGAAGCACGAGCAUAUUGUCUACUGCCGGCUUUCCAAGCGUCAGCGCUACCUGUACGAUGAUUUCAUGGGUCGUGGCAAGACAAGAGAGACGCUGGCCAGCGGUAACUUUCUCAGCAUCAUCAACUGCUUGAUGCAGUUGCGCAAAGUAUGCAACCACCCUGAUCUGUUUGAAGAACGCCCCAUUUUGACUAGUUUCGCCAUGGAUGAUGAAGUCCAGUUUCACGGCCAAUGCUUGGAAACAAUGAUUCGCAAACGCCUGCCCCUCAAGACGACACGCGACCAGGUGAAUCUCGGGUUUCUGAAUCUCGUCAUUACAGAUGCAAACCAAAACAAGGUGCUUAGUCAAACCGUGGCCGAUGACACACUGCGUCUAGAAGCCACCAAGCACAUCAUGACGAAAAUCGCCAAUCAUCAAAAGCGCAUCUCAGUAGCUGAAUCGCGUGCUAUUACAUCCACUAGUCAUUACCAAGAUCUCAAGAGAUAUGCAAAGUAUCGAGAAAUGCAAAUGCACAUACAUGCUGUGAGUCGAUGGCAGAUGAUACACUAUGUAAAUCACUUUCGGUGCGCUCAAAGACCUCUCUACGAUGCCAACUUACUUGCCCUGUUAUCACCUUCCAUCAAGUACAUGUUUUCGCAUAAUCCCAAACAGUAUCUCGAUCAAUGCGAGGCAGUGUAUCACGCUGUUUCUAGCUACAAGGACAGAAUCAACAAUAAUGCGCAUAUAUUGGAACAGUUUGGCUUUGUUACACCCAAGGUGGUCAUGAAUGUAGACAGAAGAACCGUUCAGCCAUGGCCACAGCAGCUUUCCGACAGCACGCAAAUGCAGUUGCUACGAUCAGCAACCAGUGUAGAGAAUGACAUUUUUCAUCCAAUCGAGUCUAGGCUGUCAAUCGCAUUUCCAGACAAACGUUUAUUGCAGUACGAUUGCGGUAAGCUGCAGAAACUAGAUCAACUCUUGCGCACUUUGGCAGCUGGUGGUCAUCGCGCAUUAAUCUUUACACAGAUGACUCGCGUUUUGGACGUUUUAGAGACCUUUUUGAAUAUGCAUGGUUAUCGUUAUUUGCGUCUAGAUGGUGCAACCAAGGUGGAACAACGUCAAGUCAUGACAGAGCACUUUAAUAAUGACAAGCGUAUUAUGUGCUUCAUCCUGUCGACUCGUAGUGGUGGUCUUGGUAUCAACUUGACAGGUGCUGACACAGUCAUCUUUUACGAUUCGGACUGGAACCCCUCCAUGGACAAGCAGUGUCAAGAUAGAGCGCAUCGUAUCGGUCAAACAAGAGAUGUCCAUAUCUAUCGAUUUGUUACUGAGUUUACGAUCGAAGAAAACAUCUUUAAAAAGGCAAAUCAGAAGAGAAUGCUGGACAAUGUGAUCAUCCAAGAAGGUGAUUUUACCGACGAUUACUUCAACAAAAAUGAGUGGUGGAAAGAUUUACCUGAGGUGGUUGGUUCUGGGCCUGCCAUACAAAACAGUAGUAACACCAAGGCGAUUGAUUAUGAACAGGCUCUGUUACAAGCAGAAGAUGAGUCAGAUGCCGCUGCUGCUAUUGCUGCUGGAAAGGAAUUGAACAUGGAUGAGAACGAGUUUGAUGAGAAUCGUCAAAUGAUGAGUGACACUCCAUCUGGGCCAGCAUCGCCAUUCACACCCACGAUGAGUGCUACGCCCACAAGACAAACCAGUGUUUGUAACGAUACUGAGGCUGAAGCCGAGGAAGAGGAAGAAGACCGCGAUGUUGUCAUGGAAGAAGCAGCCCCAUCAGAUCUAACGACAGCAGCACCAGUGCAGCAGCAAGAAGAGCAAGAACAAGACGAUGAUGGUGAUGAAGAUGACGAUGACGAUAAUAUGCAACUGAAUGUGGGACAUGUGGAUCAAUACAUGUUACAAUUCUGGGAAAGAGAGAUGGUUGGUACCAAUCUAGGAUUUGGAGGUUUUCCUGAUGAAUAA
This is a messenger RNA of Mucor velutinosus, 5046 nucleotides long. RefSeq lists its product as uncharacterized. The record is from RefSeq and is a predicted model, not a curated record. The coding region runs from base 1 to 5046 and encodes 1681 amino acids. NCBI's taxonomy places the organism in Eukaryota, Fungi, Mucoromycota, Mucoromycetes, Mucorales, Mucoraceae. Gene Ontology annotation, molecular function: ATP hydrolysis activity; histone binding; ATP binding. Gene Ontology annotation, biological process: chromatin remodeling. Gene Ontology annotation, cellular component: Swr1 complex. The transcript is spliced from 4 exons.